CGGUGGGCAGUGGUUGCAGUUUUCAGAGUCGCAUACUGAACUGUUUUUUACCUAAUGUGCAAAAAUGACAGAAACGGCUGAUGAGGACAAAAAUGUUGCCCAGGUAUUCUGUAGUUCCACCAGGAGCUAUGCCCUGCGUCUUACCCCUGGGCAGGAAAUCAGGUCAGCGUUAGUGCAGUUUGUUCAGAGGAGCGGACUGAAGGCAGUCUUCGUCAUGACGUGUGUGGGGAGUGUAAGGAAAGCCACACUCAGAAUGGCGACAAACAAAGAUGUAGGCAAGGAGGAGAUAAAAACCUUUAAUGAGAAUUUUGAGAUAGUGUCAUUGGUUGGGACCCUCAGAGGAGACAGUGACCACCUGCACCCGCAUCUCCACAUCAGCCUCUCUGAUGUCACUGGUCAUGUGAUCGGUGGUCAUGUGAUUGGUGACCUAAUUGUUCAUACCACUGCAGAGAUUGUGCUUGGAGAGUGUAUGGAACUGGAGUUCAAGGAUGUCAUGGACCCUGAGACUGGCUAUAAUGAACUUGUUAUUGAGAAAAGACAAAACCAAGAAUAAUAUUUACAGACCCUGGUGUAUGUUGAUAUUCUAAGGGACCAUUCCCAGACGCUAUUAUACUAACUGAAGAUUGACUCCUAGGGGAUUCUUACAGUUACUAAAUUGCAAUCAACUGAAGUGGCUUAGAUAUUUGACACGCCUACUGAAGCUGCAAGGGGGUAAUUUUAAUAGUUAAAACGAUUGUUUGGUAGCUUCAGUAGGCAUGCAGGACAUCUAAGCCGCGUAAGAUGGUACCUGCUGUCUCCUUGCUAAGCACUCAGCAUAUAGUAGAGGUUGAAAUCGGGGGAAAAAAGACCAGCACUGUAGAACAACUGGGUACAUACCAUGUGGAAGAUAAGCUUGUGCUUAACAUAAUGUGCCAGCUUGGAUACACUGUAAUCUAUCUUCCCAUCAAUCAUUAUUACCUGUGGAGUCACUUGAGCAGGCCCAUAGCCGGAGGGGGGAGGGAUGUUCGAAGGUCCGUCACGGGGUCUCUGAGUUUCAGAUAUUACCAAAACAUCACCCUUCAUCAGCAAAUUUAUAUUUUGAUUAAGGUGAUCAAAGGAGAAGGAUAUUAUAUAAACAAAUCUGUAUGCUUUAUGUCCUGUGCAGAGUUAGAUGCGACAGAGAAGCUGUAGACGCAUUCUGUCACCGCAGUCUGCACCGAGUCCAGUCCUGAGAGCUUUAUCAAAUAUAUGUUAUGCGCGUAUCAGAGUUUUUUUAUGUUCCUAACAUAAUUUAUUUGAACUAUUUUAGGAAUGGUAUCGCGCUGAUAUUUCAGUGGCAAUCAGGGAUGUAGGUCUACCGGUGUGUUACGUUGUUUCCCGUAUAUAGGUUCUUCGUUUAAAGAGAAGUGGGGAGGGGCAGAGAGGGGGAAAGGAAGUUUAGGAGUGUAAUUAGGAGUGUAAUUUACUUUGGCAUCCAUACAUUGAGUGCGCCUUUAUACAUGUAAUAGGAAGAGCAUUGUGUUGCAGCAGCUGGAAUACUGCUCAACUACAACAAUGAAUACGAAAUAAACGUUCAAGUUCCAUGACCAAAAAAAAAAAAAAAAAAAAA
This is a messenger RNA of Lingula anatina, 1588 nucleotides long. RefSeq lists its product as uncharacterized. NCBI's taxonomy places the organism in Eukaryota, Metazoa, Brachiopoda, Lingulata, Lingulida, Lingulidae. The record is from RefSeq and is a predicted model, not a curated record.